Leptonychotes weddellii (Weddell seal) is the source of this 2033-nucleotide messenger RNA. Lineage: Eukaryota; Metazoa; Chordata; Mammalia; Carnivora; Phocidae. The record is from RefSeq and is a predicted model, not a curated record.
CACCGGCCUCCGAGUGCCUUUCUCAAAGUAUUGGGAUAUUGUUUUGCAAUUUGUUGACCUAUGGAAUACAAGUCUGAUGAGUUCACUGUAUCCUUGAACUUGGUUGACUGAAACAGAUGGAAGGAAAUGGACUUUUUAGGUUGGCCUGUGUCUCCAAAAAAUCUGUCCUUUACUACAGUGGAGAUGGAGAAAGAAUGGGGUAGCACCUUAUUGGCUCCAUUAAGACCUUGCCUUUUGUGAGCAUUGAGACUCACUGAAUUAUUGCUGGUAAAUGGACCAGAAGAUACCCAAAAAUAGGUUAGUUCAGUACUAGGCUACCGUAGGGGGAGGGGCUGAGUCAGUGCAGGCAGAUAUUGGCUCUGUCCAGCCUCUUCAUGGCUCUUUCUUGUCUGCUGCUUGUCCCACUGCACCAACAGCUUGUCUUUGUCACCUGUAGGUGCUGAUUGGUGAAAUCCAAUCCGAAUGACUUUGUACUUUGGUUGCAGUGUUGGACAAGCACUGGCUUAUGGGAAAAAGCCCUACUGGUAUUUGUAGGGAGAAUAAUGGUUACGUUAAAAUCCCAGCUCAACCAGUGGUUUCUUCAAGUUGUUUUCCAAAGUUCAGUCCUUUUCUCCCUCAGAUAGAAUACUAUAAAUGUCUGUUUCUAGCAAAAGAGACGCUUGUAAAGUUCUCUUCUUUUUGAUGGCUUUUUCUUCUCCCCAGUUCUCCCUCUUCACAGCUGUUCAUAAACACUACAGCCUCCAGCAGUGGAAAGAGUUUGCUAGCCAGAAUCCUGAGUGUCUUGAGCAUGUGGCUGCCAGCUCAGGCACAGGCUCUUCAGACUUUGAACAGCUGGAGCAGAUCCUGGAAGCUAUUCCCCAGGUGAAAUAUAUAUGCCUGGAUGUGGCAAAUGGCUACUCGGAACACUUUGUUGAGUUUGUAAAGGAUGUGCGGAAGCGCUUCCCCAAGCACACCAUUAUGGCAGGGAAUGUGGUAACAGGAGAGAUGGUGGAAGAGCUGAUCCUCUCUGGGGCUGACAUCAUCAAAGUGGGAAUUGGACCAGGCUCCGUGUGCACCACCCGGAAGAAAACUGGAGUGGGGUACCCACAGCUCAGUGCAGUGAUGGAGUGUGCAGAUGCUGCUCAUGGCCUCAAAGGCCACAUCAUCUCAGAUGGAGGCUGCAGUUGUCCUGGGGAUGUGGCCAAGGCUUUCGGGGCAGGAGCUGACUUUGUGAUGCUGGGUGGCAUGCUGGCUGGGCACAGUGAGUCAGGUGGUGAGCUCAUCGAGAGGGAUGGCAGGAAGUACAAGCUCUUCUAUGGGAUGAGUUCUGAAAUGGCCAUGAAGAAGUAUGCCGGGGUCGUGGCUGAGUACAGGGCCUCAGAGGGAAAGACAGUGGAGGUGCCCUUUAAAGGGGAUGUGGAGCAUACCAUCCGAGACAUCCUUGGAGGCAUCCGCUCCACAUGUACCUACGUGGGAGCAGCUAAACUGAAGGAACUGAGCCGGAGAACCACCUUCAUCCGGGUCACCCAGCAGGUGAAUCCAAUCUUCAGUGAUGAGAGCUAGACCUGAGCAGUUAUGCCUUCUCAAGGCUCUAGCACCCAGGCGCAGGGUCCCUCAGGUGGGCUCCUCAGCCAUCCCAGCUACUCUGGCUAUUUCUUAAUCAUUUCCUGUUGCCUCACCCCUGAGGGCGCCUGCAGUAAUUCUGUACUCUACACACAAAAUGCCCAGGGCACUCACUGGGGAGCAAGCAAAGGCAGGCAGGCUGAGAAAAUGAAGUCAGACAGUCAAAUGUGAAUCUGGGGAUCCAGCAUCCUGAAGAUUAUUAAAAGGAAAAGAUGCUGAUUCCUACCUAAGUAUUUAAUGGCCUUGGUCUGGAAGAGUGAGGCUCUUGAAAGCAUGUUUUGUUAAUGAGCUUCAUUAAAUAGGAUCUUUGAAUACCUAAAAAGCCCAAAAGUGUUGACAUAUUUUAAGUAUCUCAAUAAAGGGGCGCCUGGGUGGCUCAGUCGUUAAGCAUCUGCCUUCGGCUCAGGUCAUGAUUCCAGGUCCUGGGCUCG